Molecule: messenger RNA, 1193 nt
Organism: Paramuricea clavata
Lineage: Eukaryota; Metazoa; Cnidaria; Anthozoa; Malacalcyonacea; Plexauridae
Source: the annotation of a GenBank genome assembly
AUGGUAGUUUACCGUCCACCAUAUACGAGUAAGCAUCGAGCUCCAAUUGGCCUGUUCUUGACGGAAUUCCUUAGUCAUCUAGAAUCAUUGUUACUAUGCAAGGAGGCCUUAGUGAUCUGUGGCGAUUUUAACAUCCACGUUGAUUCCAUCGAAGACGCUGAUGCAGUGAAGUUCUGUGAUCUACUUGAGUCGGUUGGACUGAAACAGUACGUUAAUGAAGCCAUACGUGGGAUGGCCACACUUUGGAUUUAAUUAUUACGCGCGUUUCUGAUUAUAUUAUUAUUGGGCAACCCAAAGUGGAUCGGUAUAUUUCAGAUCAUGCAUCUGUUAUUUGUAGUCUAGCCACAGCUAAACCAAUUCUGGAAAAGAGUAAAGUUAGGUACCGGAAAUUGAAAUCUGUGGACCUUGAUGCCCUGAAACAUGAUUUAGUGGCCUCUGGUUUGUGUAGAGCUUCCCGUGGUGAUUCAGACAAUAAGUUGCCUGAAGAAAUUGAUGCUGUUGUGAAAGAGUACAACUCUAUUUUAACCCACUUGACUGACUACCAUGCUCCAUUGAAGACUAAGAUAAUCAGAGCAAGAACAUCUGCCCCUUGGUACAGUGCUGAAAUUGAUACUGCAAAAAGGCAACGCCGGAAGGCGGAGAGGGCUUGGCGAAAAAGUAAGUCGUUGACUGAUUUUAAAUUAUUCAAGAUUAAGAAAAAUUAUGUGACAUACUUGAUUAAUAAAGCACGAAGAGAAUAUUAUAGUGAUUUUAUUAACAGUAACGGUGACAAUAAGUCCAAGCUUUUUCGUGCAGCGAAAAGUUUGCUCAACGCAACUAGUGAGAUUUGUUUUCCGAACUCACCCGAUAACACCGUGCUUUCGAAUGAUAUCGGCGCAUAUUUCGUUAGCAAGAUUGCGAGAAUCAGAGCUGAAGUAGACGCUAUGGUUCUUGACUCACAGUCAAAUAACCUAGUGCCUGAUGACAUCAAGUUUAUAUCACAGAGAGGUGGUGCUUUGAUCCAUUUUCGAAAGCUUAGUCAGGAAGAAGUGCAAAUAUUAGUUAUGAAAUCGGCUAAGAACUACUGUUCUCUUGACCCAAUGCCAACGCCGCUGGUAAUGGAUUGCCUGGAUACGUUACUACCAGUAAUUACCCAUCUUAUUAAUUCCUCUUUGGCUAAUGGCUACUUCCCUAAGAAUUGGAAAGAAGCAUAG